UCUGAUCGUUUAUUUAUAACUAGGAUGUUAAAAGUUAAAAAAAUUUAUUUCAUGAUUUAUUUGAUCAGCUUCAACCAUGGAGGAAAAGAAGCCAAAAUUUUGUGAAUCACCUUAUUUAUAUCCUAGUGAAGAACCACAAUCGCGUGGUAUUUCUUUCCGACGAUUUAUAAUCAUCGUUACAUUGUUGAAUUUUGUUGCCAUUUCUAUCAUAACUGGUUACGUUUUAUACAAUGUAUGGUUACUCGAGACAACAAUCGACGAACCCUUCGUUGAUUGGCAAAAGGACGAUUCAAAACCUUUGAUAACAACUUAUUACGAGUCCAGUUUUACUUCGGGUGGUGUUUUUAGAGCACCUGCCCCUAGCAAAGCUGACCCGAAAUCUCCACAAUGUACUUUGCCCAAUGAAAGUAAAUUUGAUUGUAACCCUGAUGAACCUGUUAACCAGCAAGUUUGUGAAUCAAGAGGAUGUUGUUGGGUUCCUGUUACAAGAAGCAAACGUAAUAUACCUCUUAAUAUACCUUACUGUUUCUACCCAAGUGACUACAAGCUUUAUGAUGUUGCUGAUAUCAAACAAGGUGAUAACAAUGCAACGCUCAAACUUGUUCGUAAAACCGCCUCUGGUUUCCCUGAUGAAAUUGAUAAUGUAAACGUUGAGAUAAUCGGACUCGAUAGUGAACGACUUCGAGUAAGAUUUGUUGAUGCUGAAAAGGAUCGUUUUGAAGUUCCAAUGCCCUUUUUCAAUUUAUCAAAAGCAGAACAGAUUAAAUCACCUUUGUACAAAAUUAAAAUCAAUGAUGAUGGAAAAUUGCAAAUUAGCCGAGCAUCAACUGGAACUAUCAUAUUUAAUGCUGAUCUUUCAACACUGAUUUACGCUGAUAAAUAUAUUCAACUACAUGUUCACGUCCCUUCUACCUAUCUUUAUGGUCUUGGUGAGCAUAAAGCUCCUUUCAAGAAAGAUUUGACUGGUUGGAAUCGAUACACAAUGUUUGCCCGUGAUAUUGGUCCAACUGAAAAUGUCAACCUCUAUGGUUCUUAUCCAUUUUACAUAAUGCCUGAAGGUGAUGAUAAAAUGAAUGCCCAUGGAGUAUUUUUGCUCAACAGCAAUGCCAUGGACGUUCUUACUCAAGCUGCUCCAGCUAUCACUUAUCGAACUGUUGGUGGUAUUCUUGACUUUUUCAUUUUCUUGGGUCCAUCAGCACCUGAAGUUGUUAGACAGAAUGUCAAUCUUAUUGGGCGACCAGUACUUCAACCUCAAUGGGCUUUCGGAUUUCAUCUUUGUCGUUACGGUUACAAUAGUUUGGCUAAAACUCGCGAAACAUUGGACCGAAAUUUAGCUGCUGGAAUUCCAGUCGAAGCACAAUGGAAUGACAUUGAUUACAUGGAUCGCUACAACGAUUUUACUUAUGAUAAAAACAAUUUUGCUGGUCUUGGUGAUUUUGUCAAAGAGUUGCAUUCUAAGAAUAUGCAUUAUGUCAUUAUUUUGGAUCCUGGUGUUAGUGCUGCGGAACCAGCUGGAACAUAUCCACCAUAUGACGAUGGAGUUAAGGCUGAUAUUUUUAUCAAAAAUACCACUAAUCAAAUUUUUGUCGCCAAAGUUUGGAAUCUUGUGUCAACUGCUUAUCCUGAUUUCACCAAUCCAGCUACAGUUGAUUAUUGGAAGAACCAAUUAAUGAACUUGCGAAAGGAAGUUGAAUUUGAUGGCAUUUGGAUUGACAUGAAUGAACCAUCUAACUUCUUGGAUGGUCAAUUCAAUGGAUGUCCUAACGAUCCUUAUGAAAACCCGCCCUAUAAACCCGGUGGAAAUAAUCUCAGAUCCAGAACAGUUUGUAUGACUGCCAAACAACACCUUGGUAUUCAUUACAAUCUUCAUAAUCUUUACGGACUUUACGAAAAUGUUGUCUCCUACAAGGCUUCUCUCGAUAUUUUUGGAGCUCGGCCAUUCAUUCUUUCUCGUUCAACUUACCCUUCACAGGGUCAUUAUGCUUCUCACUGGUCUGGAGAUAUUCAAUCAUCUUGGGAUCAUAUGAAAUAUUCAAUUUCAAACAUGCUUGAAUUCAAUAUUUAUGGAAUUCCCAUGAUUGGAAGUGAUAUUUGCGGUUUCAAUGGUAAUACUGAGGUAGAGCUUUGCAUGAGAUGGUCAGCAUUAGGUGCUUUCUACCCAUUUUCGCGUAAUCACAACGACAUUCAUGGAACCGAGCAAGAUCCAGCCAUUUUAGGACCAACUGUUGUCGCUGCAGCUAAAUAUGCCUUGGGCGCUCGCUACAAACUAUUGCCAUAUCUUUACACCUUAUUUGCUAAAGCUAACAUGAAUGGAGAUACUGUUGUUAGAUCACUGUUUUUCGAAUUUCCUUUGGAUAAAAAUACUUAUGCAAUUGAAACCGCUUUCCUUUGGGGUUCAAGUUUAUAUAUUGUCCCAGUUCUGGAAGCUCAAAAAACUCAAGUUGAUGCUUACUUCCCAAAUGAACUUUGGUAUAAUUUCGAUGAUAAAAAACUAGCAUUUAACAGUACUGGUGAAACCAAAACUAUAACGAUUGACAAUGACAAAAUUGGUCUUUUCAUGCGAGGAGGAUCAAUCGUGCCUGUGUAUCAAAACUCAGCAAACACAACUGCUGAGCUCAGAAAACAAAAAUACUAUUUGAAUGCUUACCUCGAUAGGUCAGGAAAUGCAGUUGGUGAAAUUUACCAUGAUGAUGGUAAAUCGGUUGACAGUAUUGAAGCUGGCAAUUAUAUUCACGCAAGUUGCAAAGCUAACAAAGAACGACUAGUCUGCAGUUAUAGGAAUAUGGCGGAAUUCGAUGAUUACAGAGUCGGAGGUGUUACAAUUUCGGGACUCCAUGAACAACCUAAAAAGAUAAAUCUCAAUGGACAAUUUUUAUCCAGUAACAGUUACUCUCAUGAUGGAUCAACACUCUCGAUUGAGCUGCCUGACGACUUUUACUCUUCACAAUCAUUUGCUAUCGAAUUUAGAUAUUAAUGAAUGACUAAUCCACAAUAGCAUUCGAAAAAUAUUGACCGAAUUAUGAGAUUUUAUUAGAUACUUUAAUUUAACAUUGUAAAAUUAUUGUUUUACUAUUUUUGAUGUUUCAAAUUUUUAUUUUAGCUUCAAGCUCUAACAAAUCCUGAUUCAAACUCAUUAAAAUCAAAGAUUUUAUGCAAAAAAAA
Tetranychus urticae (two-spotted spider mite) is the source of this 3162-nucleotide messenger RNA. RefSeq names its product lysosomal alpha-glucosidase. The record is from RefSeq and is a predicted model, not a curated record. Gene Ontology annotation, biological process: carbohydrate metabolic process. Gene Ontology annotation, molecular function: alpha-1,4-glucosidase activity; carbohydrate binding. NCBI's taxonomy places the organism in Eukaryota, Metazoa, Arthropoda, Arachnida, Trombidiformes, Tetranychidae.